Molecule: messenger RNA, 1318 nt
Organism: Ananas comosus (pineapple)
Lineage: Eukaryota; Viridiplantae; Streptophyta; Magnoliopsida; Poales; Bromeliaceae
Product: transcription factor Sp8-like
Exons: 2
Coding region: 243-1022 (259 amino acids)
Source: RefSeq, a predicted model, not a curated record
AGAGAGGAGAGAGAGAGAGGUGUCUCUUCCUAUCCCCCCUCUCUCUCUCUACUUUCUCUCUCAUCUCUCACUCUCUCUCUCUCAUCCCCUCUCUCUCUCUCUCUACAGCACCUUCCAUAUAUUGUGAACGGGGGAGUAUAUAUAUGUGUAUAAGGGGGAGUGAGAAAUAGGCUCAUUCUCUCUCUCUCUACUCUUUCUCUCUUCUUUCUCUCUUCUUUCUCUCUCUCCAGAGGGUGGAGGAGAUGCUGCGAUAUCUCGAAGCGAGUAACCCUAAAAUCGGGGGGGCGACGCGCGAUGACGCGGCCUACAAAAGCGCGGCGGGGGCGACCUCCUCCUUGCUCAGGCUCUCAAUCAUCGUCGGCUUCGGCGAAGCGGCGGCGCCGGCGCCGGCGCCGGCGCGAUCGCCGAGGAGCUUCGAUGCAGGGGCCGUGGGGCUCGGGAUCGUCGCCGCGAUGAGCUGCGGCGGAGGCGGAGGGGGAGGAGGAGGAGCGGUGGUGAGGAAGCCCGGGGCGGCGACGGCGGCGGCGAUGGCGAGGGCGGAGCCGAUCCCGAUCGGCCGCGCGGCAGCGGCGGCGGCGGCGGCGGCGGGGGCUGCGAAGAGGGCGAGGACGAGGGAGGAGAUGGAGCUCUCGGAGAGCUACACGUGCGUGAUCUCGCACGUGGGCGGGAACAGGGUGCGGAAGAGGGUCUACUUCGGGGACGGCUACGUCGGCGCCUUCUACGACGACGUCGACGACCACCUCGCCGGCGGCGCCACCUCCGACGACGGCGAAGCUCCGCCGCCGCCGCCGCCUCCCGGCGAUUUCCUGAGCAAGUGCUACCUCUGCAACCAGAAGCUCGAUGGGCUCGAUGUUUACAUGUACAGAGGUGAGAAAGCCUUCUGUAGCGCGGAAUGCCGAUGCCAACAGAUGCUGACGGACGAAUGCUGGGAGAACUGCGGAUCAAUGGCGAUGAAGUCGUAUGAAAACUCACCCUGCUCUGCUCCUGUGAAGCUGUUUUCUUCUGGUGUUGCAGUUGCUUAAUCAUAUAGAAAUAAGCCAAUUUUCAUAGAGAAAAUUUACAAAAAUAAAAAAAUAAUAAUAAUAAGAGAUAAAAAAGGGUACCGGAGGAAAAUAAAUUGGUAUCGGCGGCAUCAUAGGAGUCUAUAUAUAUAGAGAGAGAGAGAGAAAUGGAGAGGGUCUUAGCCUAUUAUUUGAAUCCAUAUCAUUUUUAAAGGUGAAAGCCCUUGAGAGAUCAGAAUGUAAGAAAUGGUGACUUAUUAAAACUUGCAUAAAGCAGAAAAAAACAUAAUAAGUCUUUUGACUUUAUCUAUUCUGCA